This is a messenger RNA of Aspergillus calidoustus, 2964 nucleotides long. The record is from the annotation of a GenBank genome assembly. NCBI's taxonomy places the organism in Eukaryota, Fungi, Ascomycota, Eurotiomycetes, Eurotiales, Aspergillaceae.
AUGGCCGAAGUUGUCGGAAUCGUGUCCGCGGGAGUCGGAAUAGCAGCCUUUGUGGUGCAGAUUACAAGCACCAUCGAUCGUUUAAAAACCGCUUACGAGUUCAAUCAGAGCAAGGCGAACGUCGAGAUGGACGUUAUUGUUCGGCGCUUAGAAGUCUUACGGGAAAUUCUGCUCUCUCUUGAACAAAUUCAAGGACCCAGAUUUGUUGAGCUUGCCAUCAAUAACUGCCAAUUGACAUACUCCAGGGCCGACACGGCCCUCCAACAGGUCACCGACAAGCUUUCCUAUUUACGCGACCGCAGAUGGCGGAUCGCGCGACAUACAGCGGAGAUUAGAGACAAUCUUGAAGAGGCAAGUCUGAAGCUUGACCAUGUUAACUGUGAUCUUCAGCUUGCACUGUUGGCACAAGGCAGAGCUUUGACACCUCCUGCCAUUGCCGAUUCUAACACAGCACACAUCAUUCGGUCAAGCCCAACUUCAAGCGCACUGCCUCGGCAAAAAGCCUUCGACUGCACCCGAGCACAUUGUCACUGUUCAUGCCAUAUGACACGAAGAAGCUCGGACCGCUUCUGGUUCUUCGAGUACAGCCCUAUGUUUUUAUGGUCAAGCAGCUGUAGCACUUCACAGUGUACAGCAACACGCUAUCGCUGGAGUCUUCAAUUUGCCCUCAGCAACUACAAAAUUCCGUUCAAAGUGCAUACGACUCUGGAAUUCAUUGCACAAGCUGGCAUGUAUUCUCUCAGACCAGCUCUCAGCGUACAGAGGGUGGUCAGAUAUACAUCCCCCGGUUUUGAGACCCUCUGGCUUUUCAAACAAGGCUACAUAUCUCUUCCAGAAGCACAGGGGAGAUUUCGAGAGCUCGCGAAAUGUGAUGGCACGUUGAAGCAUCAUAUUAACCCAGGUGGCCGCAAUUAUGUUCAGGAACUCCUGUCCAAUGGGCCAGCUGUUGGUCAGUGCCAAGAGAGUCAAUUCGAGCUUCUGAGGUCACUAGUCUGCGAACUAGGUAUGAGUCUUGAAAAACUGGACCAAAAAUUCUUAGUUCGUUGUGCGCGAUGGAUUGGUGAAGGCUGGCAUAUUUAUCUGCUUGAAAAAAUCCUUGAAUACGGCUUUGACCCGAGCUGCAGUGAUUCACCAGUAUACGAAGAGUGGCCGUCGACAUGUUCUCCCAGCUGGAUCUGUGAGGAGAUAACGCCAGACCCUUUUUUCAUUGAAUAUCUUGCCAUACUUACAAAAGCCUGCCCAGGGUUUGCUGGAUUGACACCUCUACAUGACAUGGUGCUUCAGAACGACAGAGACGCGGUGGCCUCGUUUCUUUCCCGCUCAGAGCUGCGUGUACAGAAGAAUUUUCUGGGCCAGACACCCCUGCACUUGGCAUGCGGUAAUCCGGAUGUCGUCGAAUUGCUUGUUCAAGCUGGCCACGACAUGGACGUCACGGACAAGCAGGGUAUUACGCCACUGAUGUACGCAUCUGCAACUGAAAACAUCAGCACCGUACAGCUACUAUUGACUAAGGGAGCCAAUCCUUUCCUUAGAGACUCGAAAUGGGAGAGGAAUUUUAUCGACUAUGCCGCUGUCCGUGGUCAGUGGCAGCUGAUCAUUCAAGCCCUUGCCACUAUCCAAACACAUUACCCGCAGGACGACUUUGACUACUUUGUUUACUGCGCCUGGAUGCAACUCAUAAGUUGCACUAGAGGGCGAGAUGAUGUGUGGAGCAGAGUUAUGGCCAACCUUGUCAGUCUACCAGCAGAUUGCAACACCCUGUUUGACGAUUACCACCUUGGAGUCCAAGAUAAUAACCUUCUACAUUACGUUACGGACCGCGAUGACGCCGAGGUCCUUGUUCAACAUGGCUUCAGAUCAUUUAAUCUGCCCAACAGUAAAGGUCGAACCGCCAUUUAUUCAUUGGCGCCCAAAUUGAACGCACAACUGACCCGAUUCCUGCUUGAUCACGGAACUGACCUUAAUCAUGUUGAUCAACAAGGGCAUACUGUCCUCUUCAAAUUGUGUCAACGACUAUCAUAUAUGGGCCAUAAGGUCUGGGAUGCGCUCGACUCCAUAAGGAUAUGCCUAAGCGGGGGUCUCGAUGUCUGUUCAUCAGACGAUUGCCGAUGUCCGUGCUCCCCUGGAGGAUGUUUCCUUCCUGCAGCCUUCGAUAUUGCUUCCAGAAACUACAUCAUACCCCGCCAACCGAGCUUUGUAUGGGGUAUGGAAUUUCUUUCCAUUGUGGAGGAGGUGAAAGGCCUUGAUGACUCGAAAAGAGUCCUGCUUGGAUUCUUACGCAAGUCACAUUUCGAGAAGAUCGACAUAACUCAUGUAUGCUGUUGCAAAGGGUCGAGGAUCCCAGGCUCAGAUUCUCAUUCACGCAAAUCAAUGGCCGAGGAUGAUAUCGACGAGAUUAUGGACGAAGAAAGAGAGUUUAUUGCGGAGCUUGAGACAGAAAUGCUCCUCGCAGCUUCGAAGCCCAUGGGGUGCUUGCUGUCUGAGUGGAUGGUCAUGUUACGAGACAAGUACAAGGAGGAGUACGAGAAACGGGAUAAGAAGUACAAGGAGUACGAGAAGCGGAAACAGAGAUCUGGUAGUCAUGAAACCUCUGACAUGCCGCCAUACAACGUCGACUAUAAGAACGACACCUAUAGAAUCUGCUACGGGGGUCACAUGCCAAGUCCCACACCUAUAACCAAAUAUAUGGCUGAAUACAUUAUAUGGUUGGAGCAUCAGUACAAUAGGUCAGAAGCUUCUGGAGAAGCCGAGUCUCAGAGGCGAGCAUGGUACGAGCGACGGCUUGCAUGGUUCACGGAGCUCAUGGAUGUUAUGGAAGUGGAUGCUGAGACACUUGCCAAGGAAGUCGAGUACUAUAUUCAACAUGGAUCCUGGGAGGAGCGGAAUAUUCCGGAUCGGGAGCGCAUAGUUGAGCGCUUUCUAGCAUCGAUGGAGAUCCGAAAGUCAGCAAAAGACGGACCAUGA